This is a messenger RNA of Mugil cephalus (flathead mullet), 4444 nucleotides long. RefSeq names its product zinc finger DHHC-type palmitoyltransferase 18b (gene zdhhc18b). The record is from RefSeq and is a predicted model, not a curated record. The coding region runs from base 579 to 1994 and encodes 471 amino acids. Gene Ontology annotation, molecular function: protein-cysteine S-palmitoyltransferase activity. NCBI's taxonomy places the organism in Eukaryota, Metazoa, Chordata, Actinopteri, Mugiliformes, Mugilidae. Gene Ontology annotation, cellular component: endoplasmic reticulum; Golgi apparatus. Gene Ontology annotation, biological process: peptidyl-L-cysteine S-palmitoylation; protein targeting to membrane. The transcript is spliced from 9 exons.
UUUAGCAAUUCGUCCGGACGAGUCGUGAAACGGCAACGUAGCUAACCGGGUUGUCACGAAUGUGCACGGUCAAUUGAUAGCAGAACUAUAUCCACGAAAAAUAAUAAGUUUUGUAAUUAAUUUAAUUUAGCCAUAUGGAGUCGCUGGACCUUAAUGCAAAGGCUGGCUAAAAUAUCCAAGUAGAGCAAGCUAACAAGCUAGCAGAGGUAAUGGUACUUUGGGUGAACUGAUGUUAAAUACUCCCGCAGCUGGACCAGGCUGGUAUGAAUGGAUCAGCCAAGGAGCUAACGAUGCCUAGGGAGUUGUCGCUUGAAUUUGUGUCAAGUCUUUCCGUAUACAGACUUAAAUGAGAAUAAAUGAGGAGGCAUGGAAAGUGACAGGGACGUGAUUACAGGCUCGGGGUCUCAGGGUUAUUUACUGAAUACCCGUAGCGUAGGAUUAGCUUGUCUUCUCCACGGAAUGACGACAUUUGCUGCGCUCUGCUGCCUCAGAAUAAACGGGGCUCAGUGAUGCUGCCGGUCACUGGCCAAAUGCCCCGGUUGUCCAUGUUGGGACGGAGAAGCCAGACUCGGUGAUACAUGAUGAAAAACUGCGAGUAUCAGCAAAUCGACCCGCAGGCACUACCGACGCCCACCCCGACCCCUCCGCCCCACCAUGGCACCGACUCCGAGAAGAAAAAGGAGCCGAAGACACCCAGGAGAAAGUGGGAAGUUUUCCCCGGAAAGAAUCGCUUCUACUGCGGUGGACGGAUCAUCCUGGCCCGGCAGAGCGGGGUCCUGCCCCUCACCCUGGGCCUUAUCCUUGUCACAAGUGGUCUGUUCUUUAUAUUUGACUGCCCCUUCCUGGUCAAACACCUGACCAGCUGCAUACCUGUUAUUGGAGGACUCCUGUUUGUGUUUGUGGUCAUCACCCUGCUCCAGACCAGCUUCACCGACCCCGGCAUCCUGCCCAGGGCGACGCCAGAUGAGGCCGCAGACGUCGAGAAACAGAUUGACAACACUGGCAACACCAGCUAUCGGCCUCCACCGCGCACCAAGGAAAUCCUCAUCAACCAGCAGGUGGUGAAGCUCAAGUACUGCUUCACCUGCAAGAUGUUCCGGCCUCCGCGCACCUCCCACUGCAGCCUGUGUGACAACUGUGUGGAGAGGUUCGACCAUCACUGCCCCUGGGUGGGGAACUGCGUAGGGAAACGCAACUAUCGUUUCUUCUACACCUUCAUCGUGUCGCUCUCCUUCCUGACGGCGUUCAUCUUCGGCUGCGUGACCACACAUCUAGCACUGAGGGCUCAAGGUGGGAAAGGUCUGGUGUUCGCCCUUCAAGAAAGUCCAGGCAGUGCUGUGGAGCUGGUGAUCUGCUUCUUCUCAGUCUGGUCCAUCUUGGGCCUCUCAGGCUUCCAUACGUACCUGGUGGCCUCCAAUCUGACCACCAACGAAGAUAUUAAAGGCUCCUGGUCAGGAAAGAGUGGAGAAGAUGUCACCAACCCAUACAGCCAUAGAAACAUCUUUGUUAACUGUUGUUCUGUGCUCUGUUCACCCAUGCCACCCAGCUUAAUUGACAGACGAGGUUUCCUGCCGACAGACGAGUCCGCCCAGACUGGCGGCCCCGACAUCGAGCUUCCCACCCUGGCUGCCAAAAGCGAGAUAAACGUGUGCACACAGGGAACUAAAGGCCUGCUGGAAUCGGCCACGCUCUCUCCGCUCCUGUCCACUUCGUGCCCUCAGGGGAAACCUCAGACAGCUCAUCCCUGCGCGGACAACAGCCCCGCGGUGAACCCUGACCCCUCUCCGGAGCCCUCGGCGGGUUGCGGGCCCCACCGCGCGUCCAGCCCCCACCGCGACACCUCUCCGCCGCGUCAUGCCAAGGCUCGCUCAAAGAAAUGCAAGAGAGCGGCCCUGCAUAUUCCCAACCCCGCCUUUGACGCCCCCGUCCCUCCCACGUCUCCGGACGCUAAAACCAAGGGCCAAAAAGCUGCCGGCUUCUCCCCGCUGCACUGACUGACUUGAGUGAUGACUUUCUCAAGUGGAAACACGCACCCUUUGAAGCUUGCAUGCUGUAACAGCUGUAACAGUCAGAUCCAAGUGAUGCAAAGUUUUUCCUUAUUGCUGUUGGCUCUCAGAAACUCUCUGUUCUGGUCGUUGACAAUCACAAACAUAUGCUCUAGCGUGGCCAGCCUGCAGAGGAAGUAGGAACACAAGGGCAGACCAGGAGAUUAUUCCGGAUGCAACGUAGAAAGCACAGAAAAGUCUUUAGGGUGUAAGAAGUGCUGCGAGCCACGUGUCUUUUUGAUGAUUCCCCUUGUAAAGCGUUAAAUUUACCAGCAUGUCACAUUCACCAAAUUUUGUGAAACAGUGGCUUUUAUGUAACAGUUCGAGAGAGAGAGCUCAGAAUUGUAUUCAGCUGUAAAGAGAAAGGCUGCUCUUAAAGGGAAAAUCUAUCCCAGAUACAGAACUCGCAUCAACAUCACUCAGUUUAUAGUGUGAGCCUGAGCCAGGUUCUCCUCGAGAUGAACAACAGAUACAGGCCGAUAACGUCAUGUCGACGUGUACGGGCUGUGAAUAAUGGAACAAGUUGUGGAACUUUGAGAGAAUUUCCCGGGACACAUGAACUUUACGUCUUGAGCUCGGAGCUCCGAAACGGACUCACGUGGACGUACAGGAGGGAGACAGGCUAACAUUUAGUUAGACACGCGGGUCCUCCACAACGCCUUCAGUGUUUCUUAUCAGAGAGACUCUCAGCAGUGUUAUGCUGAUGUCUGACCUUGAUGUCUGGCAGGCCGAGAUUACUUUCUGACAGUUUUUUUUGUUGUUGUUUUUUUUUUUUAAUUUCACAUCAGUACAUCUGAGAGGGAAAAAAAACAAACGUGAUAUGGCCCCUUGAGCUGAGGAAGUUCUGCUUUUCAGGAAUCAAAAGAUUCAAGUGAUGCCAUUAUCACUGUGUCUGUGAAGGUUUCUAGUCAUCCAGGUCAUGGUACAUUCAGACAGAACAAGUUGAAACAAGGAGCUGGAUUGGUUGGGAAGACACUGCAUCACCCAUCCAAGUAGCUUCUUGGGUUCUAAUAAAUUGAUGGGGAGUUGGGGUUUGAAAUGGAACAUCUGUGGGUGGUACCCAUCAGAAACCCACAUGACUAGUGUCUCUUAAUGGGCCUGUGCAGACCUUGCAUUAAGAUCUGAUCUGGGUGAACGUAAAAGACAGGGGUCGGCAGCUCUAGGACGUAUUGAGAUCGCACUUGAGAGACCUCAGUUCACUGGCCCCAUUUGGAGGUGUUCUGGGCCGCAUGUGUCCAGAUCUUAAUGCAAGGUCUGAACAGGCCCAAUUACCAGAUUCUUCAGAUUCUUACCUUUCGUGGGGGGAAAUGAUUUUAAUCCUGUUUCCCUUGCCCAGUGAAUGCCACUCUCAACAACCCCUUCCUGUCUGAGUCUGUGAAGACAACAAUAUUCACAUUUUGGCCAAAGAAGACAGAUGCAUCUAAAUUGGGAAAACCCCAACAGGGACUCCAACUCCCCACCAGCCUUUUAGAACUGAAGAAGCCACUAGGAUGGGUGGCCAAACACCUUCAAGAAAGAAAAGUAAAAGCCCAGCUGCCCCAAAAUCGGCAUGUUUUCUGGAUAUUCAUAUCUUGACGUGAGAUGGCUGCCUUAGUUUGAAGCUGCUGAUCUCAAACGGUUGCACGGUGUGGAUUUUGUGUGGAUUGUCCCCUUUGACCUGGCUCAGUGGGUUAAAUGUGUAUCGGUUGUAUUGUGUUUACUGAUCAGAACAAUGUGCUAUAACAGUGGUAGCGAAUGCAACUGCAUGGUAACGACUAAAGAUGUAUUUUACACUAUAGUAGUUUUUUUAAAACAACAUUUUAUUCAAACGUCACAUUAUACAAAGUCCAAAACCAGCUUUUUGUUGUGUUAGAGCUAAAGCACCGUUAGUGAUUUUUGCUCGCUGUAAGUCAGUGAUUUCAAUCUCCCUUUCACAUGUCCACGACCUGCUCACGUUUUCUGAGCAACAGCAAUACCCUUUCUCCCCAUCGUUUUCCUACAAUUGUUUAUUUGAUUAAUUUUUUUGUAGGCUCUGACAAAUCUAAGAUGUGUCUGGAGGGCAGACGUGUUGGUUCGUUCUCAGGUGGAAAUCUGUACUGUAGGUUAGGUAUUCAAUAUGCAAGUUUUACGUGACAUAUCGUGUUCGUCCACAUAUGUGACCCGAUGGCAAUAGCUGCACACAAAAAAAUAAUUAAAAAUGCACUGAUCCCAACAAACACUAAAUCACAGGCACACGCGCAUGCCGUCAAUCUGUAGUUCACCCAAAGAGUUUGCUGCGCCUGCUGUGUGUAAAUCGGUGAGAUUGAACAGAAGCGGCGCGUUUUUGGGGAGGGACGUGUGUUUGUGUGAUCUGUAACGUUAUCUAAGCCCAUGCUUCUGCCAAAAUGACAAGCAAGGAAAAUAAAGCUCAGUGAAGUAAA